CGCCGUCAAAAAUUCCGAGGCGCCUCGGACAACGAUGACACCCCAAGGACUCCUUAGGAUGACGGCGCUGCUUGUGGCCGCUUUGUGCGCUCAUGCCAAGACGAUCUUGCAUAUUUCGGACGUACACCUCAACAUCACGCUCGAAUCGAUAGAAUACGGCCACGACACUAGUCCACGGCUGUUUGCCUCUGCCUUGGCAUACGCGAAAGGUGUGCUACAAGACCCAGAUCUUCUCUUGUACACGGGCGAUGCCGUCGCUCACGUGAAGCACAACGAAUCUAUCCUUGCCAAGAGUGUCGAAACAGGGUUCAACAUGGUGCAAGACAGCUUCCAUUUGAAGAACGUCACGGCCAUCCUUGGCAACGCCGACUGUCUGCACGACUAUGAGUUUUACAUCACCGACACCGAAGAGACGAACCCGACCAUCGGCAUGGUGGAUGCUCCGUGGAAGCAAGCACUCAGUCCGUCGCACUUUAAAGAAUUUGAUACCCGGGGGUACCUGUGGUACACGAUCGAGCCCAAGCUCGUCUUGAUCUCCCUCAACACUGUACCGUACUCGAUCAAGCAUUCGCCAAACACCAAGCAUUUGAACGACCCGUUCGGUCAAUUUGCGUGGUUGCGGGCAACCCUCCAUGAAGUUGAGGCGAACGGAUCGUAUGCGUACAUUGCUGGCCACAUUCCGCCUAUCAUCGAUUCGUACGGGGGGGAAUCGCAGUGGGAGCUCAAGUACCUCCUAUCGUACAAGGCAAUCGUUCGGGAUUUUCCCAGUAUCAUCAAAGCUCAGCUCUUUGGCCAUGUCCACUCUGUUGAAUUCCGUGUGCCUGUGGAAACGGUGGUGGGCGGGUCGCCAGUCGGCGUGCCGCUGUUUGCAUCGGGUGCCAUCUCGCCCAUGUUUGGCAACAAUCCUUCGUUCACGAUCUGGGAAUACAACGAGGAUACGUUCGACAUCGAGGACUUCUCCGUGUACGCGACCAACUUGACGACGUCCGAUGCGACCGCCCUUGCGUGGAAAAAGGUCUUCUCCGCCAAGGCUGCGUACAACCUGACGACCCUCUCCAGCUCCGCAUUGCAUCAACUCACCCACCGGAUGAAGGCGGACGACAACCUCUUGAAUGAGUACUAUCGCCAUUCAAAAGCCGAUUCGCAGCACCUUCCCGUGUGUGUCACAACCUCGUGCCUCGACCGAGUCCUGUGCACUCAAAUCUGGUUCGAUACCGAGGACCAGUUCCUGCAAUGCGUCGACACCCGAGCUGCGGAGCGAGCGGGAAUCCCUAGCUGGCUCCAUCCCUUCCCACACAGUUCCUGGGUGUGGUCGUUUGUGCUGUGGGCAACGGUGAUCGCGGUCGCCGGCGGAUCUGCUGCCUUCUUCGUACUCCGCGCACAUCGGCGCUCCAAGUACCAGACCAUUCAUGGAGCCACAGCGUUCGAGCCGUAGUUGUCAAACUUUGUAGAGGUAGUUGCUUGAGCUGCACGAGGUUGGCCAGUGCUGCGUGCACCAAACUAGAAGUCUAGCUCGUAAAAAUCAGCUAUCGCCAACGUCGUCGCACUACGUAUGGUGGCCCAGCUGCACUUCGACGACCCCAACCAAAGAGUCCAGGGAGAUGCCCUGCACAUGCCCUCGCUAUCCCCAGACAUACGUUUGCACUGCAGACGUUCAACUGGUUCGAUUUUGCGUUGUGCUUCUGGUCGUACGUGGCGUCACUGCUGCGUUCGUUCGCCGUACUCGGAGUAGAAGUUGGCGACGGCAGUCGACGACUUGGACGCAUCCGCCGGGUCGAACCAGAGGCGGCACUUGUUGUACGGUGGCGAGUACAAGUGCAAUGUGAUCGCGUCGACGUCGGUGCUGGGGUUGCCAAUCUUGUGGAGGCCGAGCGAGUCGUCCAUGUAUGACACGCCGGACGUGAUGAGCGUGUUGGACGUUUCGAUGAGUUUCUCGCCGUCGUUCCAGUACCGAACUUCGUUGAGGGUGCCUUGGAUGUGGCGCACCCAGCACCCAUCGGACGGGUGGUCGUGGAUCGGGCUGUACUUUCCUCGAUUCCAGCACAGCAACAUGAGUGCGUACGACGUGUUGUCGGUGGAGAUCAAGUUGCGUGUGUAGUUUCGGGACGGGUCAAAGUGGGCGUAGCGUUCAAGGGCAUCCAUGCUCCCGUCAAAGUCGUGCAGGGCUUGCUUGAUGUCGUCCUUCUUGUGGAAAGGGAUGCCGUCUCUGACGUGGGUUUCCGUGUCGAUGAUGGCCACAAGCUCUUGGAGCGUGAGGGCUUUGCGUCGAGUCGUCCCGAGCUUGACGCUGUCAAUCUUUGCCCGCGAUACGUCACGCGGCGCUUCCUCGAUAGCCAUGCAGCCAUCGCGGCUGACGCUGGAGCGGCUGAUCAUCGGUGUAUCGAGGGGUUGCACCAGACUAAGUACAAGUGAUGGGUCCCCAGUCGCACGACGCUUUGUCGCGACUGUCGGUUUCGCUUGCAUGGCCGUUCCCAAGUAUAUUGUCUAUGUGUACAACGCCCACGAGUCGCGACGCUUCUGCAGCGACGUGAGCUGAAGGAGUCCUCUACACUUCGAAACACCUUAAUUCGUCCACAGCAUCGCUCGGAGCAAAGUCCAUGCACGCAAACCUUUCGUCGACAUACCGCGCGGGAUGGCGAGCGGCC
Molecule: messenger RNA, 2645 nt
Organism: Aphanomyces invadans
Lineage: Eukaryota; Oomycota; Saprolegniomycetes; Saprolegniales; Verrucalvaceae
Exons: 11
Coding region: 35-1435 (466 amino acids)
Molecular function (GO): hydrolase activity
Source: RefSeq, a predicted model, not a curated record